Messenger RNA from Microtus ochrogaster (prairie vole), 1057 nucleotides. RefSeq names its product NADH:ubiquinone oxidoreductase core subunit S3 (gene Ndufs3). NCBI's taxonomy places the organism in Eukaryota, Metazoa, Chordata, Mammalia, Rodentia, Cricetidae. Gene Ontology annotation, cellular component: respiratory chain complex I. The record is from RefSeq and is a predicted model, not a curated record. Gene Ontology annotation, molecular function: NADH dehydrogenase (ubiquinone) activity.
UCCGGUCCGUGCCCUUGGUGAUCCGUGGCCUGUGUGUUCUUCUGCUUAUUUUGUCUCCAUCGUAGGAAUAUGGCGGCUGCCGCAGCCAGGGUCUGGUGGCGUGGGCUCGGAGGGGUCGCUUCCGUAGCCAGGGGGACUGGGCGACCCUCAGUGCUGUUGCAGCGGGUGAGGAAGGAGAGCACGGCGUCUGAUACGCGCCCCACUGUCAGACCACGGACUGAUGUGACCCACAAGCAGCUCUCAGCAUUUGGAGAGUAUGUGGCUGAAAUCCUACCCAAGUAUGUCCAACAAGUUCAGGUAACCUGCUUUGAUGAGUUAGAAGUCUGCAUCCAUCCUGAUGGGGUCAUCCCAGUGCUGACCUUCCUCAAGGACCACACCAAUGCACAAUUCAAAUCUUUGGCUGACAUGACAGCAGUAGAUGUCCCAACUCGGCAGAACCGUUUUGAGGUUGUGUACAACCUGCUGUCUCUGCGCUUCAACUCUCGGAUCCGUGUGAAGACCUAUGCAGAUGAGCUGACACCCAUUGAGUCCAUAGUCUCUGUGCACAAGGCAGCCAACUGGUAUGAGAGGGAGGUCUGGGACAUGUUUGGAGUUUUCUUUGUUAACCACCCUGAUCUAAGAAGAAUCCUGACAGACUAUGGCUUCGAGGGACAUCCUUUCCGGAAGGACUUUCCCCUCUCUGGCUAUGUUGAGCUACGUUAUGACGAUGAAGUGAAGCGGGUAGUAGCUGAACCAGUGGAGUUAGCACAAGAAUUCCGCAAGUUUGACCUGAACAGUCCCUGGGAGGCUUUCCCUGCCUAUCGUCAGCCCCCUGAGAGUCUCAAGCUUGAAGCUGGAGACAAGAAGCCUGAAGCCAAGUAGCUUGAAAAGCUGGAUCCCAGAAGAAUGCCUCAUGUAUGGUUGUCUGUGUAAAUAAACUCCUAAGGUCAUUCAUUGGCUGGCUUUUUGAGAAAGGGUUUCUCUGUGUAGCUCUACUGGAACUCCCUCUGUAGCCCAGGCUGGCUUUGAACUCAGAUCUGCUUGCCUCUGCCUCCUAAAUGCCAGGAUUAAAAGAGUG